GUUCGUGGUCAUUGGUUACGCUGUCACAUUGCAUGAGAUGCUUAAGUCAAGUCUCAUCGAGACUAGUACUCUUUUUUUCAUCCCGAUUCCUCACGCGUAUCUUCAACCUACAUACCCCUUACACCACAACAUCUGAGACUGAGGUUCCUACUUCACAAGCAACAUGCAGUCUAACAUCGUCCAUCUAUUGACUGUGUGCGGUCUGACCGAGGAGUUCGCUACUGUAGUCGCCACCAAGUAUGCGUCUGAGAAAGACGAAAUGGCUCAGAACCCGGUGCCCUUUGUUCAGGACUACUGGUAUGCGAACAACCGCGAGGCUUUGGGAGAGUUGUUCUACUUCCACGACACAAAGGGGAUGCGAGAGGCUCUAUUGAAGCUAUCGGUCAAGCCCCAGGUCGUCACCCAAGUGAUGUCCGCCCCUCACAAUGAAGAAUUGUUCUUACAUCGAGAUGCGAUUGAGUGGGCCAGCAUGGUCAUCGACGGGCAACGCAAGAAGGCGUUCAGGGGGGCGGAUCACUGACAUUUUUUGCAGACAUACGAGACUCUUUACUCCUUACUCCUUCCUGGCCUCCUGUUCUGAUGGUGAUUUACUUGUAAUAUACAUGUUCGGGUUGUUCUGAAUAUCAUUGGCCGCCUUCUCGGC
Somion occarium is the source of this 643-nucleotide messenger RNA. The record is from the annotation of a GenBank genome assembly. NCBI's taxonomy places the organism in Eukaryota, Fungi, Basidiomycota, Agaricomycetes, Polyporales, Cerrenaceae.